GCAGUGGCGCGGUGUGGCCGCCUGGCGGCGCUGUGCUGCUCCGCAGAUGUCCGGGGAGGAGGCGGCCGCUGUGUCGCUUCCUCUUUCAGGCAGGAGGUUUGUGGCCGCAUGAUGGGGGCUCCGUCCGUCUCCGCGUUCUGCCCGCCCCGCGCCCUGUGCCCGGGCACCCAGUGACCGCAGCCUCCGGACAGCGCCCCCUCCUCCCUGCCGGGCACCAGCCGCUUCCCGUCAGCUCGGGGGGUGAUGCGGGUACGGGGGGCGCGCGGCGGGCAGGAUAUCCCGGGGCCCCCCUUCUCGUACCCCCCCGCCGCCCGGUUUGGUUUCUUCUUGAUACUUUGUAACUUUUUGUGGAACUUAUUGCCGCUUCUCUCCGCGCGGCGCCGCUGCUCUUCUCUGCGGUUUUCUCUGUGAUUUGUUUUCACUUUGUUUUUCUGAUUUAUUAAUAUUUUUAAAAAAAAUUUUGAGGGAUUUUUAUAUUUUACUUCUGGAUUACUUAUUUUUUUUAAAAACUUUCUGGCCAUGGCGUCGAGCUGCAGCGGAGCGCCAGCAGCAGGCACCGGGAACAUGGCGCUGCCCUGGUACCACCGGGAUCUGAGCCGGGCGGCUGCGGAGGAAUUAUUGGCCAAGGCCGGGAGAGACGGCAGCUUCCUGGUACGAGACAGCGAGAGCGUCACCGGGGCCUAUGCCCUCUGCGUCCUGUUCCAGAAGCACGUGCACACCUACCGGAUCCUGCCCGAUGAGGAGGACUACCUGGCUGUGCAGGUACCGCAGGACCUUGUCUACUGCCGGGGCCUGUCCCCCGGAGACCUCCUCUCUGCUCCCCAUCAUCCCUGCUCCAUGUCACAGAGACGUCUUAUGUGACAGAUAUCAGCUGCUGCACUUAGUGUCCAACUGCCACCGGCCCUUUAAACGUUCCCUUCAUGCUUGGCAGGCGGUGUGCGGGCCGCGGUCGUCACACACGUGUUGCGGCUCAUGUGACUUCUCUCAGGGAAGGAAAUGCUCAUAGUAAAUGACCGAUCGGCCCCCAAACUGGAGGUUCUGAUCCGUUCACUAUAUUGCCUCUUCGCACUGCAGGUUCUGAUCCGUGACGUCAUGUCGGGACUUUGACGAUGUAGGUACAACCGGAGGUAUCCGUGAUACGGGGCGAUUUCCCCCCCCA
Bufo gargarizans (Asiatic toad) is the source of this 1159-nucleotide messenger RNA. Its product is annotated as phosphatidylinositol 3,4,5-trisphosphate 5-phosphatase 2-like. The transcript has 2 exons. Bases 520 to 861 code for a protein of 113 amino acids. Lineage: Eukaryota; Metazoa; Chordata; Amphibia; Anura; Bufonidae. The record is from RefSeq and is a predicted model, not a curated record.